AUGCCUCUGUGGCUCGUGUACCACCCCGAAUGGACUUUCACCACCACCGAAUCCAAACAAGCCCUCGCAGCCGACAUCACAAGCAUCUACACGGCAGGCGGGCUGCCAGCCUUCUAUGUCGUCGUCAACUUCAUCCCCUUGUCUCCAGGGAGCUGUUAUGUCGGAGGACAGGCCCCCAGCAAACCAUUCAUCCGGUUGACCGUGGACCAUCUCGCCGUCCACUUUGUUGACGACAAGGCCCGGGCACUGCGCAUGAUCACCAAGAUUGACCAGGUGCUGAAGCCGCAUAUUGCGGAUAAGGGGUAUGAUUGGGAGUUUUCGAUUGAUGAGACGCCGAGGGAGUUUUGGAAGAUUAACGGGUUUAUUCCACCGCCUCAUAAGAGUCAGGCUGAGAAGAUGUGGGCUGAUUUGAACAAGGCGGUAGAGUACCAGGAUCAGGACGCAAGUGUGUGA
This is a messenger RNA of Canariomyces notabilis, 453 nucleotides long. RefSeq lists its product as uncharacterized. The transcript has 2 exons. The record is from RefSeq and is a predicted model, not a curated record. Lineage: Eukaryota; Fungi; Ascomycota; Sordariomycetes; Sordariales; Chaetomiaceae. Bases 1 to 453 code for a protein of 150 amino acids.